Molecule: messenger RNA, 2547 nt
Organism: Oncorhynchus nerka (sockeye salmon)
Lineage: Eukaryota; Metazoa; Chordata; Actinopteri; Salmoniformes; Salmonidae
Product: probable E3 SUMO-protein ligase RNF212
Exons: 12
Coding region: 1361-2248 (295 amino acids)
Biological process (GO): reciprocal meiotic recombination; homologous chromosome pairing at meiosis; protein sumoylation
Cellular component (GO): synaptonemal complex
Molecular function (GO): SUMO transferase activity
Source: RefSeq, a predicted model, not a curated record
GUUUAAAAAGUUCAAUGGAUUAGCAGAGAUCAUGAUGAAGUCAACCAUUUCAAAAGUUACACGAGUUAGCAGAGAUCAUGAUAAAGUCAACCAGGAGGCAUAUGGCACUUGUUUGAUAUUCUAUUACAUUUUUAAUUGAACCUUUAUUUAACUAGGCAAGAAUAUCGGAAUCAUCGGAAUAUCGGCUGUCUGUGUUGUGUUUUUCUCAGGUCAUUUUCUUUUGGAGUAUUGGGAAAAAGAACCCUAACUUCCCUCUUGGCCUCACUAUCACUGUGAUCCAGACCACCAUGUCAUUUUUCUUCUAGAUAUUAAUUAAAAAAGCAUGACAGAUUUGGAAAAUUCUAAGUCACAUCCCAUGCCUCUGGCCCACAUUGUUGUGCAUGCAGUCCAACUCGAAUCUAAGGUUUUUCAUUUUCGCCGGUGACAGGCUUGUGAAUUCCUCCAUGCACAGUCUGCUGGACUGUGUUGCUCCACAACCAUAUUUGAAUAUUGUUCUGAUAUUUCCAAUGCAGAGGAUUCAUUUUGAUGUUGACCCCAGUGCUGAGGCACAAAGACAAGGCCCAGACUAUGGAGUACAACCUGAAACCCCUAAGAGACCAGAUGCAAAACAUCACCACAAGGAAAUAAUCAAACACACUUUGUUAUGAAAAGGGUCAUUUAACAAAAUUCUAGUUUCAGAAAAAAGCGGACUAUUAUUUUGAUCAGAACUAGGCCUAUAGUACAAUACAUGAAAACAACAAAUAUUGUGUUGCGCUACUAGGCCUGUCCUAUUAACGGUCUAGAAUGAACUAUUCACCAGCCCUUUUAUUCAUAUUCACAGGAACUAGAUGAGACGUUUUGCCAGAUCAGUGAAGAAACCAAUGGGAAAGUUUUGUGGUGGGCUGUUGUGUAGACUUCCAUUCAACUAUCAGUUGGAUUUUGGCAAAUCAAAAGACUGAAAGACUUCCUGAUUGCAAAGAAGUUGAUUUGAUAAAAACUUUAGAGCAGGAAUUAUGUCUGGCAGUACAAUGCAGUGGCCACUAGAGUCAAAUGCUAUUCCAAACUAGACUUGAAGAUCAGUGCUGAGGAGGCAUCUAUUUUACUGUACAUCCUCCUAGAGACAAUGUAUGAAUUAAUAAAAUGUGUUUGUUUAAUUUUACACAACUAUCCCAAUUUGUUUUCUCCAAUGAACACAACAAAAUGUAAAUAAUGACGUAGCCAGCCAAUCAGAAAGCGAUCUGACAUGCAAACAAACCGAAAAUCAGAACGUAGCCAGGCUAGUUGAUUGCUCCAGUUGCUAAAGCCAGAAAACGAAACGGACGGGUUUGUGACAGUUUGCUAACUAGUUCCAUAGAGAACAAAGGGCCAUCGACUAUAGAAAAUGUCUUACUGGAUCUGCUGUAACUCCUGCUUCAACCUCCCUGGUCCUGACCGCAAACUAGCUGUUACUACCUGUGGUCAUGUCAUCUGCAACGUGUGUUUUCAGAAAGCCAAUCAAGGGGAGUGCAUGAUAUGUAACGCAAAAUGUCAAGUUACUCCUCUCUCAGACAAAAGUAGUGCAGAAGUAAAGGCCCUCUUCUCUGACAUAAAUUCUGUAGCAACCAAACACUUAACAGAGAUAAGCAAGGUGUUACUAUUCCAGGCAAGGCACCAAAAGAGGUUGUUGGCACAUUCCCAGCAGAGGAAUGAAAAGUUAGAAGAAGUUUUACUCAAGAUGAAGCAAGAAAUGCAGCAAAUGUCCAAGAAAAUUACAGAGCAGAAUGCCUAUAUUGCCAAGCUGGAGAGCACUCGUCAGCAGCAAAGUGCAAAAGCAGCUUCAACAUCACAGCUGAACCGUAGUUCUCACAAUGCUCGUUCACAUCAAAUCAAAUCAGAUCAAAUGCAGAUACCAUUCAACUCACCCAUGUCCCUCUCUCGCUACUCGUCUACUACAAGUCUGGCAGAAAACAUGGAGGUGGAUAACAGAGGUCUGUUUAGGAAACCGGAGCUCUCUGGAAGUGUCCAGAGGUUGUCCUUGAUCAGCCCUCCACAGGACGGCCGGAUGGGUACCGUCCCCCAUCGAUCGACCAAUCAGAACACCCUAGUCAACCACUCAGCUCGCUCGGCCACUGUCAGCCGCCUGGCGGAGUUGCAGAUGACCCCUAACCUGCCGUAUCGUAGGAACACGGGGUGGGAGACGCCUGUGUUCAAGCCCCCGUCAGCCUACAGACACUCCUCCAUGUCUUCUCUGGUCAUGUCCUCUCUGGGGGUCACCUGCCCUCCACCGUAACACCGCCAAGAGCCAGCCAUCACGACGGCACAAGGAGACGUCUCUGAUCCACUUCUAUGCCCUCCACGAGUGACUUAGCUAGAGUAUCAAAUCACCUGGCAAUGGUUGAACUCUCCACCAUGGAGAGAUGAGCUGUGGAAUAGGAAGUGUUGUUCAGAAAUUGAGCCCCCUUCACACAGGGUUAAGAAGAGUUUGGAAGCUGUGGUCUGUUGGUUGUGUGUGCAGUGUAGCGUGUAUAUUGUCAUUGUAAUGGAUUACAUACAGUAUUAUUUGUCACAGUAACAAAUAAAAUUUAACAA